Molecule: messenger RNA, 4285 nt
Organism: Columba livia (rock pigeon)
Lineage: Eukaryota; Metazoa; Chordata; Aves; Columbiformes; Columbidae
Gene: RAB39B
Product: RAB39B, member RAS oncogene family
Exons: 2
Coding region: 562-1203 (213 amino acids)
Biological process (GO): vesicle-mediated transport; Rab protein signal transduction
Cellular component (GO): Golgi apparatus
Molecular function (GO): GTP binding; myosin V binding; GTPase activity
Source: RefSeq, a predicted model, not a curated record
GGCCGCGUUUCGGGGGUGGCGGCUCCUCCCGGCGGCGCAGCAGCGCGGCCGCCAUUGCAUCACUGCGCGCCCCGCGCUCGGCCGCGCCUCAGCCCGCAGCCCGGCCCCGGCGGGGGCGCUGCAGCCGCAGGGAACGGCCGCUGCGGGGAGAGCGGGCACCGCGGCAGCGCCGGAGCGAGCGACCCUCGGCCGGGCCCCGGCGCCGCGCCGGCACAGCUGAGGCGGCGGCCGCGCCCGCCCGGCCCCGCGCUCCGCGCAGCACCCCGGCGGCGGGGCCGGGGCUCGGCGGGAUGCGCCGGCGGUGACGGGGCGGGGGGUGCCGGGCAGGGGCCUGCGCCGGCCGCCAUGGGCCCCGCCUGAGCGGCGCGGCCGCGGCGCACACAGCGGGGCCGGCCCGCGGGGGUCAGGGCGGGCCGCCCCCGGGGCUCCGCGGUCCCGGCCCGGCGGCGCCUCCCGCCCGGCGCGCCCCCUGCGGGUGAGCGGCGCGGCGGCCGCCCCCGGGCCCGCGGGCCGGGCAUGGGCGGCGCGGCGGCGGGCGGGCGCUGAGCGGGCGGCGGCAGCAUGGAGGCCAUCUGGCUGUACCAGUUCCGCCUCAUCGUCAUCGGCGACUCCACCGUGGGCAAGUCCUGCCUCAUCCGCCGCUUCACCGAGGGCCGCUUCGCCCAGAUCUCCGACCCCACGGUGGGCGUGGAUUUCUUCUCCAGGCUGGUGGAGAUCGAGCCGGGCAAGAGGAUCAAGCUGCAGAUCUGGGACACGGCCGGGCAGGAGCGGUUCCGGUCCAUCACCAGAGCCUACUACAGGAACUCGGUUGGCGGACUCCUCCUCUUCGACAUUACAAACCGCAGGUCCUUCCAGAACGUCCACGAGUGGCUAGAAGAGACCAAGGUGCACGUCCAGCCCUACCAGAUCGUCUUCGUUUUGGUAGGUCACAAGUGUGACCUUGACACACAGCGACAAGUCACCAGGCACGAGGCUGAGAAACUGGCUGCUGCAUAUGGUAUGAAGUACAUUGAGACCUCAGCUCGGGAUGCCAUUAACGUGGAGAAGGCCUUCACUGAUCUGACUCGAGAUAUAUAUGAGCUUGUUAAAAGGGGGGAAAUUUCGAUCCAGGAGGGAUGGGAAGGGGUAAAGAGCGGGUUUGUCCCAAACGUAGUGCACUCUUCAGAAGAAGUGGUGAAAUCAGAUAGGCGAUGCUUGUGCUGAGCUCUUCUAGUGAGGCAAGUGGUGAUGAACUCUACUAACCAAACGUACUUUACUAAGCGAACUCAGCGUGACAGAAGGGAGAGCCACGCUCCCGUCGUGAACAGCUUCCCACGUUGUUUUGGACACCAGAACAGACCCUGGGAAGAAAUGUGCUGUUCCAAAUAAUCUUUCGGAACUGGGGGCUACAAGCCUAACGGAGAGUGAGGGUGCAUGUAGAUGUUGUUAAGGGGACAACAAGCAGAAAUGAAGGGCUGCAGAGGACAGGAGAGGGUAUGCAGAGAGCUGAAUGGGCCGGCACAUCCCAGGGUACUGUACAUGUCCUCUUCUAAGUAAAUCUAUAGCUCCACGCUGGGUAUUAAAGCCACAGAAUGGAUACUUUAAUAGUGUGGCAAAUGGGCAGAGAGAGAAAGAGGACAUCUUGGUUUAUGCCAGCUGUUUAUUGCCAGGAAGGUGUAAAGGCAGCGCAGAUACUGUUUCCUCAUCAGGCCAACGCCACAGGAGGAGUUUACUGAUGUGGUAUGCACACUCCUGAAUUUUCUUUCUUAUGUUCUUGAACCUAGUUUGAUAGCAAAGAAUAUUCUGCGGGAUUUAAAGAGGAAAACAGUAGUCAUUUGAUUGAUAAUUAACCUUUAAAUGAUUCCCCCUCUCAUAGUGCUUUUCUUGUUGUGCCGAGCUGGGAUUCUAAGUGGCAACUCCUGCUCCAGUAGUAAUUAUUCAAUGCAUUUUUGCGCAUCUACUGCCUAGGUGAGUACCUUGAAAGUACCCUGAGUUCAGGGCUUUCCCAUAGAAUUAAGUGAUCAAGAGCAUAAUGAACCAUGUCCUCCUAUCUUAAGGCUGAGGUGUUGCAGCCAGGUGGGACACACCCCCAUUUCCAUGUUGCUGACAGCGCUCUGCUGACCGGUUGGGUGUCCUGCGACCCCGGUGACGAGGAGGAAUGGAGAAGGGAAAAACACCAGUCCCCUCCCAAAAUAAAAAACUUGAAAAGCUUAACUCAGGUGCGUCAGACAUCCUAAAGUGAGAGAUUUGCUUGUGAAGAAGUUAAAUAGUGUGGAAAGCAACAGCUUCCAUCAGCACUUUCUGCUGUUGGCCAUUUUCUUUCUCGGCAGCUGCGGGAGAACCGGCCGGGGAGGGAGCCGCACACGGCUUGGCUGGGCGGGGGGAAGAAAAGCCAGAAAACAAGCUCAAGAGUAAAACUGUUUUCGUCCAUGCUUUGUCAGAAGAGGAUCAGCCUUGGGCUGGUGAGCGCGGGGCGGCAGCUGUGUCACAGAAGCUAAACGUAGGUGGACGUUUUCUGGGAACGCCGUGGACCACUUGAGCUUUCCUUCCACUAAGUUUUAACUUAAGCUUUUGAAGCGCAGCAGGGUAACUGUGCUCCUGGAGCAAACUGGGGCAGUUCAGCCUAUUAAAAACAAACAAAACUAUAGUGACUUUUUUUACUCAAGUUUGCAAGCUUUAUACACCAAACUGCUCAUGGGCAGGAGGGAGGGGUUAGGUAAAAAACCACAGGAAGCAUCUAGGAUUUGAUUUUAGGCCUCUAAGUAGAGAAGAAAACACUUCUUACAGCUUUUUAAGCUACUCGGCCUAUAAAAGCGUGAGUCUUCUUGACUGCUGUCGAAUUUGGACUAUUUCUCCCUUGGAACCUGUUCUCGCAGUUGGCAGUGCAGGGGCAGGUCUGUAUGAAGAAAAACCCUGUGGUUUCUCUAUUAAAGCUGUUAAAAAAAACCUAAACAAACCAAACCAAACGACAAAGAAACAAACCACCAGUCAAACCCCUGAGGAUGAGUAACAUUUUUAUUUUCAGUGUUCUAGGAGCAGUGUCAGUUCCCGGGCUCUGUAGGGGCGCAGCAGCAGCAGCGUUGUACCUGCUGGGACGGCACCGGCAGCGAACGGGAGGAAGGGCAGGGUAAGCUUGUCACUGCUGAGCACCCCCGGUCACUCCUGAACGGGCUGUACGUGGAUCAAAAACCUGGUGCUACAGCCCAGUGAGUUCCAGGCAGAUUCAGCGGCGGUUGAGUGAAUACCCUGAGGAUUAAUUUAAAAAAACCCAAUCCCUUUACACGGUCUCUUUGUAGGUGAGCAGAGCUGGAGCAGGUUGCAGCCUGGGGGCUCUGGCGGUUCACUCGGACCGGGUCUGUGCGUCCUGUUGUCACCAGGCAGGGACAGACGCGCUCCCAAGGGCCGGCUCUGCGUUCUCAGACCGCCCGGGUCUGUCAGGGCCGGCUGUUCACGAGGUGUCUUGGGCUGUCUCGCCGAAGGAAACAGAGCGCUGAGAAGUUGGGUCAGACAGCAUUUUAGCAAUAGCAAAAUAGUGUAAUUCUCUGUGCAGGAAGCUGGCCAGCAGGGAAAGAUCACUUUUCAAGAGACAACCAGUGCUUUAUUUAAUGAGUUUUGGAAAUUCCCCUCUACAGCUCUCAGAGAGACGUUGCAGAAAGCCUAAAUAACUAAGUGCAUUCAGGCCUUCGGAGUAAAUCUUCAAUUGCAAAUUACGAGUGUCGUAAUUCUAAAGAGGAACAGUACAGAAGAAAAUGCACUCAGUCUUAACUACUUAGAGGUAAUAAAUGGUUAUAUGAAAUUAUAGAGAAAUCAUUAUAUACAUGUUUUUCUAAUUCCUUGAAUUUUCUAGACAGCUUAUUAAAAUAUAGGAAAUGUAGAUUCAUCUGUACAAAAUUUGGAAUGCUUUUUCUAAGAUGAAGAACUUACAGGAUAUGCUAAGAAUUCUUUUCUAACAACUGGUUUUAAUGCUUUGACUUCUAGUGCAAGAGGGAUUUAGAGAAUCAGAAGGUGAUGCCUUUCACAGGAUAAAGGUCAGGAGCUCUUUUACUCUAGGACAAAAGUGAAAAAAAAAAAGAAGCUAACUUUCUGUGGUCUCUACCACCUUAAAAACAACCUGCAUGUUGGACUGAAAUUGCUCAGAACCUCCAAAAUAAAAGCAUACUAUACACUUUCCUCGCUUUCUGUUAUGCACUGUAACGAAAUGUGAAAAUAACGCUGUAUUUAGCUGUCUGUAUGUGACUGAAAAUAUGCUUGUAUUUAGCAAAAUGGUUACUACGUGAUAACGUGAAAUUUAAAACUUGUAAAGAAA